AUGGAUCCUUUCAACAAGCUACCCUCCGAGCUCUGUGUACAGAUCCUGAUUUCACUUCGCAGCAGGCGCUCUAUACUGCGAUUCGCUCAGGCAUCACCAGCUAUGCUACGACAGUACGUCACCUCAAAAACCUAUAUUACACGAACUUUGGUUGCCCUGGACUUUGACGAUCAGAUGAUACAAGACGCCAUGGGGAUCAUUCUACUUCCUCCACCCGAUAACCGCAGUCGCUACUCGAAAGUCCUCCGUCGUCAUUACGUCUGCUGGGCAGAAAACCAGUUCCCAAAUUCCUUCAAGACUCGUGAUGGCGAUCUCAUUGAUAAAGUUCACACACUAUAUGCCCGACUAUUACUAUUCAUCGAGGAUUAUCUCACCAAGGCCACGGCCAUCUUUACACCUCGAGAGUAUCUUUGUCUUCCCGACCUAUCGCCCAACGGAACUCACCUGAUGUUCAAAGGAGAAGCUGUCAGCCCAAGGUUCGACGCCACCCAGCUUACCGAUGCGGAAAGGCAGCGACUCCUGGCAGCAUUUCUACGAUAUGAGAUGAUGUGUGUAAUUCGCCAUCAAGAAGCCUCGUUCGUGGCUGGAUGGAAUUUCCCCCAUCCAAUAACUGGAUUCAUGGCUGAAUGGGAUUUAGGGGAACCAUAUGAGUGUAAAGUCCAGAGACCGGGGCCCUCGGAAAGAGAGGCCAUGCUUUGCGUCCAUCAAUACGUCAGGUCCCUCUACGCGGCCAUGUUUGCGCAGUGCAGUAAUUCAUGGCUGCCAGACAUACCGGUAGGAUCUCCAUAUUCUUACAGCACAGGAUUACUGUACCCGGAUACUCUGUACGUCAAUGCUUGCGCCUACGCUUCAGAUAUGGGCUUGCCACCCAAUGAAGCCUUGCAUCAAAUCUCGAUCGAAGCUGCGGGCUUUGAUCUUGUCGCAGUCCUUAUAAGGUCUGCCAUGGCCGGUCAAGAUGGAAGAGAUCAUCUCCGGUCUUGGUUUAAAAGAUUUUUUGAAAAUACGAGGAUGAACUCUCGGUCAAGUAUCUAUUCGCUCCAUUACGGUUAUGGUCACUACGAAACGGGGGAGGUAAGGGAUAAACCCCACGAGGAGGACUCAGGAAUGUAUCAGAUGCUUUGUUCUCGUUUUUCAGCUAACCUUUCUCUACACUCGGAUAUAUACCGACAAAGGGCGUGGGCGUUCUUUGACGACGACCGAUUCUACCCUUCGUCAAGCGCAGGACCACACUUCCCAGAUCCUAUGGAGAUGGGAGAGCAGUGGGGCUCUACAGAAGAUGACGUGGAAUGGUUCUCCGAUCCCAAGCAGGUCCGAGCUAGGCACCGGUCCCAGAAGUGGCAUGACGAACUACUUGGCAAGCCUUGUGGUAACGAGGAGGUCAAGGAAUCCCAGAACACAGGGGUCGAAACUCUACUACCUGUUAUAUCAGAAAGGUAUUGGUUUCGAAGACUACCUCGAUUUUGGUAUUAA
Molecule: messenger RNA, 1470 nt
Organism: Fusarium vanettenii 77-13-4
Lineage: Eukaryota; Fungi; Ascomycota; Sordariomycetes; Hypocreales; Nectriaceae
Exons: 1
Coding region: 1-1470 (489 amino acids)
Source: RefSeq, a predicted model, not a curated record